GUGCUCAGAACCAAACACUGCAGAGGCUGCAACAGGUGCUGCAUGCAGACUCAGGGCCCUGCCUCCCCCAUCUGCUGAGCUACCUCAGCAAGAACCUGGGUCCUGGGGCAUUCCGAUUGGCUGCCAGGAUGUACCUGCAGAAAGGAUUUCCCAUCAAAGAAGAUUUCCUGGAACAAUCGGAACAGCUAUUUGGUGCAAAGCCCGUGAGCCUGAUGGGAAGGCAGGAGGAUGACCUGACAAACAUCAACCAAUGGGUGAAGGAGGCCACGGAAGGGAAGAUUCAAGAGUUCCUCUCGGAGCUGCCAGAUAACACAGUGUUGCUUCUCCUCAAUGCCAUCCACUUUCAGGGUUUCUGGAAGAGCAAAUUUGACCCAAGCCUCACCCAGAGAGACUCCUUCCACCUGGACGAGCAGUUCACGGUGCCGGUAGAGAUGAUGCAAGCCCGUUCUUACCCUCUGCGCUGGUUCUUGCUGGAGCAGCCUGAGAUACAGGUGGCUCAUUUCCCCUUUAAGAACAACAUGAGCUUUGUGGUCAUUGUACCCACCCGCUUUGAAUGGAACGUGUCCCAGGUCCUGGCCAACCUGAGCUGGGACACCCUGCACCAGCCCUCGCUGCGGGAGAGACCCACCAAGGUCCGGCUGCCUAAGCUGCAUUUGAAACACCACAUGGACCUGGUGGCCACCCUCAGCCAGCUGGGCCUGCAGGAGCUGUUCCGGGCCCCAGACCUGCGUGGGAUCUCCGACCAGAGCCUGGUGGUGUCGGGCGUGCAGCAUCAGUCCACCCUGGAGCUCAGCGAGGUCGGCGUGGAGGCGGCCGCAGCAACCAGCGUGGCCAUGUCCCGCAUGUCCCUCUCCUCCUUCAGCGUGAACCGCCCUUUCCUGUUCUUCGUCUUCGAGGACACCACGGGCCUGCCCCUCUUUGUGGGCAGCGUGAGGAACCCCAACCCUAGUGCGCAGCGAGAGCUCAAGGAACAGCAGGAUUCCCCCGACAACAAGGACAUCCUCCACGACCGGAAGCUCUUCCCCCGCGGAGACAAGCUCUUCGGCCCUGACUUGAAACUUGCGCCCCCCUCGGAGGAGGAUUACCCCCAGGUUGGCAGCCCCAAGUGAGGGGCUGUGACCACAGCAGCCUGAGUCCCUGCCUGGACCCGCCUCUCAACUCACGUGACUUUCCAAGCAGCUUUGUGGGAUUGGGGGCCGGAUGCCAGUGGGCAGUCUGAGAGAGGACAGGAGCCAUUCUUUCCCAUGGCUUCUUGGGGAGCUUAGGGUGGGUGGGGCCGGGAGGGGGGCAGGCAUCAGGGGGUGAGAUUGGUCCCUCAUUUCUCCCAAGGGGGCGCAGAGUGUGUCCUAUUUUGGGGCUUGGGCAGGAGGUCAGCUGUGGGUCCAGUUUUGUUGGGAGAUAGGUUAGGUCAUUUUCUAAGUCAGCCGGGACAUCCCCACUUUUGUUUUCCAGAGAGGGAGGGGCAGGAGGGAGAAGCUGCCUGUGGACUUGUCCCAGGACACCUCAGAUAGGGAGAGGAGAGACAGGUCCCGCUGGUGGCUCAGGAGGCAGCGCGUUGUCCUGGGUCACACACCGUGGGCCAGCCUCAGCCCUCAGGGGGCCCCGUGUCCUGCUCGGGGUGUGAAGGUGGGCUGUCUGACAAAACCUGCUCUGCCAUAACUUACUGGAGGCCUAUCAGCCUCCCAUGCACCCCGAUGCCCUGUCACCCUGCUCUCCCUGCUGGUCCUUGGAGAGGCCAACACUGCCAGGAUUCCCCUUUCUUCCUCUCUCCUGUCUUCUCCCUCUGCCCAGUAGCUCAGGGACCGAUGCAGGGAAGGGCCCUGUGAGCUCCCUAAGGCUCUUUUGUAAAGUUUUUGUAGUGAUUUUUAUGCCAUCUGAAUAAAGAAUGAAUGGGC
This is a messenger RNA of Carlito syrichta (Philippine tarsier), 1895 nucleotides long. It is a transcript of the gene SERPINF2, whose product is annotated as serpin family F member 2. The annotation marks the transcript as partial. Lineage: Eukaryota; Metazoa; Chordata; Mammalia; Primates; Tarsiidae. Gene Ontology annotation, molecular function: serine-type endopeptidase inhibitor activity. The record is from RefSeq and is a predicted model, not a curated record. The transcript has 5 exons. Gene Ontology annotation, biological process: negative regulation of endopeptidase activity.